AUGACGGGUCCAUUUCAUACAUAUGGGCCAACCUGUCUGUUGGUAGAUGAAGAACCAGAGCUAUCAAGCCUGUUCGGACUCUCCACGCCUCCAGAAGUUCGCUCUCACUACUUCUACGUUUCAUCCCUUCCAAUCGACGAUCCGUUGGCACCGCUCCCGCCGCCAGCAAGCGGUCAAGCAUCAGAAGAUGAAAGGAUUCCUCCAAAACCAUUCUCGGCCAGAGAUAACUUGGCCCUAGAGAAAUCCUGGAGGGAGCUGGGGAAAGCUCGAGAGACCCAGCAGGUUGGCAAGACUGGGCCUGCGCCAGAAACGCCGACCACACGAUCUGGAAUCGCUGUCCCUGGCCAAGGAUCGGCCUCGGAUGUUAAAAGACGUCGGAAAGCAGCAUCUAAAGGAGAUGCAAGCUUAUCGAGCACUGCGACUACUCCUAUUGAGCAACCUUCGCUCCCAGAUGAGCUAACUUCCCGGGGUGUCAAAGAACAUUUCGGCCGCCCUGCUACCAGCUCCGGUGCUCGACCCGAGAACUACGCAGAACGGCGCUUGAUGGUUUCAUCUGCGGAGGACAACGUGAAGGAUGUAAGCCCUAGUAGGAGUGCUGGCGGUGUCUUCCGGAAGAGAGACAGAUCAACUUCGUUGAACGAAUCACUCUCGACAAAACGAAGGAGCAGCUCGCCAGUCGAUCAUGACAUGGAGGAUGCUCAUGAUGAGGCGACGAGCUUACGCGCAAACCGAUCUCGAGAUGCAAGCAUCAGUGGAUCACCAUUCAUCAGAGCCCCGAUUUCCCAAUCACAUAGUCCGUUCGGCCGCUCGGUCGAAUCCUUACCACCCAGGGAUGGGUAUCAGGAAGCUCACACUGAGUUACGGGCUCCUGCCACUCCUCGCUCUGUGCCAAAGCCAUCAGGUCUGCGAACUACUGUGAGCUUAGAAGAACUGGCGCAGGACCCCUCACGUGAGGAGGAGACCCAGGAGGACUCGCAGAUCAAGAUUGCAGUUGGUGCAUCUCGCCUCCAUUUGGUCGAGCUGCCAAACUUGAAGAUGAAACCCAUCUACUGGAGCCCGCUUCAUGACGUUUCAAAUGUUGUUCGUGCCACGUGGUUCUACAAAAACACCAUGAUGCCGGUGGAGACGGAUCUCGCGAACAAGCUAGAGGAGGGGUACGUCUAUUUGAGACCGUGGACGCAGACAUGGCAAGAUGAAUUGAACAGUUGCGUUGAGAAUGGUGCAGAUGCGGAGUUGAAGAUUGUCCACGAACUCUGGCCCAAAGGGGAGCCGAUGUCUACCAGCCGACCCGGUACUGCCCAGGAGCAACCGAGCAAUGAGCCCGCUCCAGAUGAGGGCUCUGGGGCCUUCAAAUUUGACCCUAAUCAAGCUGCUGGUGGAACUGCUAACCGCGCUGAGGUAGUCAAACCUUAUGUCACUUCAAGCGCUAUCUACGUGGAUGCUCGGGAUGCCCAGAUCCUCAGGCCUAGCCUACUGCCGUCAGUCGCACGGGGUAGGCGACCGUUGAGUGCUAUUCGCAAGGGGCGACAGAUCGGUAUUCCCGUCGUUCGUGGAUUCAGUCGCAAGCGGUGGGAUCAACUCCAUCCGUCAAAGCCCAAUCCCGUCGAUGUUCGCCAGUAUAUCCGGAGAAGUCAAGACCAAAAUGCAGCUCCGGCGCCUGGCGAGUCAAUCUGCUACGCAUGCAAGAUGGAAGAGAUGCGUCCGAGCCCAUCAGACUUGGUAUUUGUCAUUCAUGGCAUCGGCCAAAAGCUCUCUGAGAGAAUGGAGAGCUUCCAUUUUACGCACGCGAUUAAUGCCUUCCGCCGUCAGGUGAACAUGGAACUGAACAAUGAGCCCGUGUGGCCGCAUGUGCGAAAGGACCAUGGUGGUAUUAUGGUUUUGCCUGUCAACUGGAGGACUACUUUGUCUUUAGAAGAUCCAGCUUUCGAUAACCCUGGCACAGAAGACCCAGCCCCCAACAACUACUCCCUUUCCGAUAUCACGCCUGAGACCCUUCCUGCGGUCCGAUCCCUGAUCAGUGAUGUCAUGCUCGAUAUUCCAUAUUACCUCUCCCAUCAUAAGCCAAAGAUGAUCAGGGCUGUUGCGAAAGAAGCCAACCGAAUUUACCGCCUGUGGUGUGAGAACAACCCAGGGUUUCAGGAAAAUGGCCGUGUACAUCUCAUCGCCCACUCUUUGGGUAGUGUCAUGGCUCUCGAUAUCCUGAGUCACCAGCCGACGAAUACCCCUCGUUUUGAUUUUCCCAAUACUCCUCUGCACAGCGACAUCUUUGAAUUUGAUACCAGGAACCUGUUCUUCUGCGGUAGUCCUGUUGGGUUCUUUUUGCUUCUUAAUAAAGCCAGCCUUCUUCCCCGCAAGGGUAGAGACAAACCAGGUAGCGAAGGUGAAGAUAGAUUGCGCGGUGUUGCUGGAGAGGCUGGUAAGUAUGGCUGCCUCGCCGUGGACAACCUGUACAACAUCAUGCAUACAACAGACCCAAUUGCAUACCGUGUGAAUGCCGCAGUAGAUAGCGACCUCGCCAACUCGCUCAAAACUGCUUCCAUUCCCAGCUCCACCUCUUCCUUCAUCCAGUCCUUCGGCAGUGUCUUCCGAUGGAGCUCAGCGUCUGCCUUUAUCCCAACAACCACGCCGACACGCCCAGCAGCAGUAGCAAAACUCCCAUCUACCGUUGAAAUGGAGACGCAUGACUUUACCCGCGAGGAGAUUGCUGAGAAACGCAUGCUACUGCUCAACGAUAACGGCCAGAUCGACUACUACCUCUCUAGUGGCGGGGGUCCGCUUAGCAUCCAGUACCUGAACAUGCUCAGUGCGCACAGCAGUUAUUGGACUUUGACAGAUUUUGUGCGGUUCCUGGUUGUGGAGAUUGCUCGCAAGCAGGGGCGGGAUGGAACUCUACUUCCUUUUAGAGCGGAGAAGAAGAAAGAGUGGAAGUACUCCAAAGGUUGA
Molecule: messenger RNA, 2943 nt
Organism: Penicillium daleae
Lineage: Eukaryota; Fungi; Ascomycota; Eurotiomycetes; Eurotiales; Aspergillaceae
Product: DDHD family phospholipase
Exons: 4
Coding region: 1-2943 (980 amino acids)
Cellular component (GO): cytoplasm
Molecular function (GO): glycerophospholipase activity; metal ion binding
Source: RefSeq, a predicted model, not a curated record